Tremella mesenterica DSM 1558 is the source of this 3180-nucleotide messenger RNA. RefSeq lists its product as uncharacterized. Lineage: Eukaryota; Fungi; Basidiomycota; Tremellomycetes; Tremellales; Tremellaceae. The record is from RefSeq and is a predicted model, not a curated record. Bases 1 to 3180 code for a protein of 1059 amino acids. The transcript is spliced from 4 exons.
AUGCCCCCCAACGCCGAGAAACCUAAACAUCCCCCCUAUCAGAGCGGUAAAGACAGAUCUACCGUCAAACCUCCCCGCGAUGCCAAGCUGUCAUCUGAACAUUUGAAAUUUGCCAAAUAUCACCAGGCGAAAGACAAAAUCUGGAAAGAUGACAACUCUCUUCGCUCACUCCAAGCCACUCUUCAACAGAAUAUACAGCCAUGGUGGCAUGCCGAACCACACUGUCUGCCCCAAGUUGCGAAGAAGACCGGGCUUAUACUAGCCACACCAAAACAAUUGAUUGAAGUUGGUGUAAAGGCUCCGUCUACUCGUGGACCCCUGUGUUGGGGAGCAGACAAGAAGAAGGGUACAGGAAUGGGUUGCCAUGUGGGAAAUGUGCUGUCAGCCUUCCACUACUAUCAUCCUCAAAUUCGUUGCUCGAACAAUCCUCCCGAUGAAAUCACACUCCUCGCGAAAUUCAAAGAAGAUGGACAACUCCAUUCAUGUGUACAAUGUUUCUCAAACACCGCUCCGGGUCACAAGUGUACUAUUCAAGGUGUCAAUCUGUCCUCCCUCAAACCUCCUGAAGAUCUCACCACAACUCAGGAAACCCCCGAUGAUGAAAGCGAGGAAGAAAGCGAACAGUCCGAAGUGGAGAUAGUCGAUUUGGCCACUCAGGGCCGAAAAACAAAACCGGCAGCCGCUGUGUCUCAAGCCGAAAAGGUCAAGGCUCGAAAAUCAAAAGCGAAAUCACCCUCUCCCCCUUCUGCCUCUUCGCGGAGUCCCACGCCUGCCAAAUCCCCAAUCAAACCUCCUGCGAAGCCCCUCGGUGCUGUUGGUUUCGGGGCCGUGCCCCUUCAAAUUCCUCAAACACGAACAGCCAUGGCAAAAGCAUCAGCAAAGGCUUCCAAAGCUGCUCCUAAGCCCGUUGAAACACCUGUUCGCUCUCAAAAUGUCGGCCCGAAAUGGGUCACAGAUACGCCGUCAAAGAAAAGUCGAAAGCGUCAGCAUCGCGAAGAAGACGCUGAGUCUCCAACGGCUUCAAGAACAGUGAGACCGGCGAAACGUCCGACUGUUUCGGGGAAACCUGCGGGUCGCCAAAGCGAAACGGAGGUCAGCUCGUCGGAUGUCGUUUAUGCUGGAGAAGGUAGUCACGGUGUCGGUGUUUCGGUGGACGUGCCCAUCGAAAUUGAUCCAGAUUCGCCUCCCCAAAAUCCCGAAGUAGACCUGAUUCAUGAGAGCGAACCACCCGAAAAGGACGCACAUCACCCAUCUCCUCCUGCCUCUUCUUCUCCUGCCCCUGCAGCCAAACGUCCCCAGCUUCGUUUCCCUGCCCGUUUCCCCGAAAUGCCUUUUCCUACUGCUUCUCAAGAGUCUCCCAAUUCGGCUCCUGUUGUUCCUCCUGCGAAGUCCCCGACAAGUGCUCAGCCAACGAUUUCUGUCAUACCGACAAAACGACCACGAAGUCCCGAACCUGUGGAAGAACAAACUAGCCUCCCUCUCGUCACGCCUGUUAGCGCUGCAGGAAUUCGCGAGAGCGAAAUUACCACUCCGGCCAACCCGGUUCCGGGUGUUCGCCAGUCUGAAGUUUCUUCUCUCCAUCCGCCCCAAAUGUCAAAGUCAAUCUCGGCCCAAAUCUCUAGCAAGUCUGCCGAACUCCCCAAUCGUUCGGCCACUCCAUUUACUCCCAGUCCCCUGCCCGAAAAGCGUCCAAUGGCUUUGACCGAAGUGGCUGCAAUUCGUCCUGCAGAAGUAUCUCAAACUGCCCCUCCCGCCGCGGAAGUCAUGCCCCCUCGCGAAGUGCUCAAUCCUACUCCGCCGAACUCGUCCGUACCUGCUGGUUCUGCUGUUCGCCGGCAAACUGCUCAAAGUCCGACCCCUGUGGAGGAAGAAGAUCCCGAAGAGUGGCUUCGGGCCCUAAGUCGACCUAAUCCCCCUGUCAAGACUUCGGCGCCUCGUUAUCCAAAGGAGCGCGAUGGCAGCCCCAAAAACCGCCAGAAUCAGUCAAACCUUCCGUCGGGGGCUCCUAGACGUCACAUUAUUCCCGAAGUGCCGCCCAUCCAGCCAGGUCAAGGGUCCGAAACGUCACCAAGUCUUUCCCAAAAGCCACCUUCGCAAAGAUACAGUUCGCAAGACCUGUUUGUGGAGCCCAUUGUCCCAAAUCUUUCCGGCGCUGUCCCACAAGCCCCCACAUCAUAUAUAAAACAUCCUCCUGCCCAACUUCGUGACGUUCAAGGGUGUUUUGAGUUGAUUCAACGGUUCGCUAAUUCCGAAGAGGAGUUGACUUCCCGAUUCGAGACCAUUUUGAAAGAGCACAUGGGGACCAUGAUGAGUUACUACAAAGAUGUCACUACGGACCGACGAAAGGCAUUGACGAGAGGCCUGGCAAAUGCCAUUUCGGGAGUCUCGAAUAUGGAGAGUCAGUAUCAUGCUACGCUUGACAGCCAUGAGGCAUUGGUUCGCGAACGAGACGAUGCGAUCAGACAAAUCGCGGAUCUGGAGAGACUCCAUCAGGCCGAAGUGGAGAAAAACAAUCUCAUUAGUAAUGAUGUUGAGAGGUUGACGCGGGAGAAAGAUGGAGUUAUUGAGAAACUACAGACCGAAGUCCGCGAAAAGUCGUCUGCACUGGAGACAAUGCAACAGAGAUGGGUGGCAGCGAAACGAAGUGCUGAUGGGGCCACUUCGUUGGAGGUCAGGGUUCGCGAAAUGGAGAAACAAAUGACAGAAUUGAAGGAAAAAAAUGCUGAGUUGGAAGCGAAACAUGAUAAAGCUGUGAAGAUUGUUCGGACUGCUGUGGAGCAGAAGAAUUUGGCCGUUCAACAAAAGGAAACGGCUGUUCGGGAGAAGGAUGAGGCUAUUCGGGAGAAGGAUGAGGCGGUGGUGAUGGCAAAUCGUGCGAACGAGGAUAGGUUGGAAAUGAAGAACACUGUCUGGGAGUGCAAGAACUACAUUAGUGGACCAAUACAACCUGAUGUUGCGCGAUCCUCACACCGGGACAUAUACACAUCGCCUUCGUCUGGCUGGAAGGAAUCGUCUUUGGUCUCUUUCUCCCGAGUACUCACCUAUGAUGUUCGAUCCCUCCAAACCAGUAACCAAUACGGAGUUAGAGGAAGGCGCGAAGAAGUAUCCAAUCCCAUCACCAUCCUGAAUGUAGCAAAGCUUCGUCAAUUAUGUCCCGAAACGGUCUUACUUCCUCCUUGA